Ectocarpus sp. CCAP 1310/34 is the source of this 650-nucleotide messenger RNA. The record is from the annotation of a GenBank genome assembly. NCBI's taxonomy places the organism in Eukaryota, Phaeophyceae, Ectocarpales, Ectocarpaceae.
UCCAAACCGAGGGGAACCUUCUUCGACGAGAACGCAAUGCUGGUUCACCACACUUCGACUAAGCUCACGGUCGCCGACGUCGACUGGGCGAAGCCUGCGCGGCUCGCCAAAGCCUACCCUCAGCAGGUGAAAACAACAUGGAACCGUGAUGCAGAGAAUCUCAUCGUUCAGAUUCAGCUCGUCGGGUUGUUUCGUGCGUGUGCUCCAAAAGCGGGAAACUUUAACUCCGCUUCGAAUACCAUGUAUGUAGCGCACGACCUAACGGAGCGUUUAUCCCCGGAAAAAAUGUCGUUGGCCUACGUAGCAGACUAGCAGGGGAUGUGCCACGAAAUGCAUAGCUGGAGGUGAUGUUGUUGCAGGUGGCAUCACGGGUCAAUGUGAGAAAAACAUGCUCCAAUAUGUAAAGGUAUUCGUAUCUCCAGUAUCCAGUUACAGCUCUGCAUGGAUUUCAUGACACAUCUUUCUAACCGGUUUUACCUCGAACGGGUAGUCUUAAUUUGACGUUUUGAAGCAAACUUUCUGCACAAAACUCCCAUGAAAACUCGGAUGUGUGGCCUGCCUCGUGUGUGACUCCGGCUGGUGCGUCCAAACAUACCGAAACGUGUGAAGUGUCAAGACUGAUUUAACCUCUGCAACAAAUAAAUGGGAGU